UUUCACCCGGGCUGAAAGUCUCUGUUUAUAUUUUGGGGACAAGUUUUGGUUUUUAGCCCGUUACUGCUCCAGACACAGCCGUAUCGCAUCAAAUUAAAUACCGCAAGACGGUCUGGUUCUUAUUAAACGAUUCACAAAGAAACAAAACUGGCCCCUCCACUGCCCGUCACCAUGCCCGCCCUGUUGGAGAGACCCAAGCUGUCCAACGCGAUGGCCAGAGCCCUCCACAAACACAUAAUGAGGGAGAGAGAGCGGAAGAGACAAGAGGAAGAGGAGGUGGAUAAAAUGAUGGAGCAGAAGAUGAAGGAGGAGGAAGAGAGAAAGAGGACAAAAGAAAUCGAGGAGAGGAUGUCCUUGGAGGAAACCAAAGAACAGGUAAUGAAGAUGGGCGAAAAACUUCAGGGACUCCAAGAAGAGAAACAUCAGCUCUUUUUACAGCUCAAGAAAGUUCUCCACGAGGAGGAGAAGAGACGCAGAAAGGAGCAGAGUCUGUUGCAUUUCUGCGCCCCCGGUGUCCUUUUCAGUGAUAUCACAACAUUGACAUCAGCCAGCUACCAGCCCAGUCUGCCAAUGCAUUCAGGACAGCACCUCCUAAGUAUUCAAGGCAGCCCAGUCAGCCACAGUCGACCUGGCGCACUGCUUGGAGAACGGAGCAAACAGCUGUUCCCAGCUGCUGUGAUCCCCGCACGUCAUUAUCAGACACCUGGGUUCAGCUCAGGCUCAGCAGAGCACGGGCAGUUCAGCGGAGGCCAGGGGGUCCAUGAGCCCUACGGGGUGGCUCAGCCCCAACACCCCUCCACCUACGCCCCUGGACCUUCAGUACCAGUCAGCUUUGCAAGCAGCUCUCAGAUCAGAGGUGCAUCCGCAUUUCAAGCCAUGCAGUACCUGCCUCACCAGCAGGCUGGCUACCCCGUUCACAGUCACUUCACCUCCCAGCCAGGAUACAUACCUGGAGCAGGAAUACCCCUGCAGAAGCAGCUGGAACAUGCCAACCAACAGUCUGGUUUUACUGAUGCAGGUGCUUUGAGGCCUAUGCACCCCCCAGCCAUGCAUCCUUCUGCUCCAGGCCUGCUGCCCACACCAUCAAUGGCGGUCCAGAUUCCUACUGCAAAGGCCCCUUUCCAGAGCUCUCCCCAGGGUGCCCCUCGGCACAGCUUCCUCUCCCACAGCCAGAGCGGGCAAAGGUUCUACCCCCACAGCAAGUAACUUAUUACAACGUUCAGCAUCACUGUCGCUGAGAUCUCACACCUUCGCUCAAGAUCUUGAAUGUUUCAUGGAUCGACAUUUUUUUUUAAAAACAUGACAAUUAGGCUGGAUCGUGCCAUAUGAUUUGUGCUGUAUUCCCUGUAUGGUAUCUUUUUUUGAGCUUUGUUUUCACUUUUGUCAAUAAGCUAAAAAAGGAGUUUUUAAACUUGUGUCCUUCUGUGAACAACAUACUUUGAGUUUUACAUGACUUCAGUUUGUAAAAUAGCUAUUUUGCCUACACUUUGAAGCUUAAUGGAGGAGCUUUAUGUGCAGAAUUGUUCAUUUGUAUAAAAAAAAAAAAACGUGUCCAAACCAAUCCCUUGUAUUCAGUCACAUCUUUGCAGUGACUUUGCUCAAUAAAAAGUAGCAAAAGGCAGAAUAGAAUAAAACUUUGAGGAACAUUUAGUAGGUGAUUUGAAUAGUAUGUGGAUAAAUUUCUGCCGAUAUGCACAUUGAUGAAUAAUCCUCCAGCUCUUAAACACUGUUUCAUUGUGUUGCUUACUUCUGGUUAAUCACUUUAAACCUGUUAGAUCGCACAAAUGACCGUUUUAUAGGACAUUGAUGGAGGAUUUCCAGUGUUUUCCGUUGUUCUCUGCAGUAUAAGUCAAGUUUACGACAUUUCUGAUUUUAAGCUUUUGCUUAAAUGUUACUAAAUAAACAGUAAGCCACAUUCAA
Molecule: messenger RNA, 1920 nt
Organism: Stegastes partitus (bicolor damselfish)
Lineage: Eukaryota; Metazoa; Chordata; Actinopteri; Pomacentridae
Gene: gps2
Product: G protein pathway suppressor 2
Exons: 11
Coding region: 172-1206 (344 amino acids)
Biological process (GO): regulation of transcription by RNA polymerase II
Cellular component (GO): transcription regulator complex
Molecular function (GO): transcription coregulator activity
Source: RefSeq, a predicted model, not a curated record